This is a messenger RNA of Sphenostylis stenocarpa, 158 nucleotides long. Lineage: Eukaryota; Viridiplantae; Streptophyta; Magnoliopsida; Fabales; Fabaceae. The record is from the annotation of a GenBank genome assembly.
AUGGUCAAUGUUAAUGGAGCCUACUUCCAUAAGGAUGAUGUGCCAAAUGUUGCUCUUACUGCUGAUUCUGAAGAUGAAGAGAUGGUUGUUGCUGAUGUUGUUGCUCGUGUUGGAGGGACUUCUUCUGGUGCCCAUUGUCGCCGCCGUCAGAAGAGGCG